Endocarpon pusillum Z07020 is the source of this 1155-nucleotide messenger RNA. RefSeq lists its product as uncharacterized. Gene Ontology annotation, molecular function: RNA binding. The record is from RefSeq and is a predicted model, not a curated record. Lineage: Eukaryota; Fungi; Ascomycota; Eurotiomycetes; Verrucariales; Verrucariaceae. The coding region runs from base 1 to 1155 and encodes 384 amino acids. Gene Ontology annotation, biological process: U4 snRNA 3'-end processing; CUT catabolic process; exonucleolytic trimming to generate mature 3'-end of 5.8S rRNA from tricistronic rRNA transcript (SSU-rRNA, 5.8S rRNA, LSU-rRNA). Gene Ontology annotation, cellular component: cytoplasmic exosome (RNase complex); nuclear exosome (RNase complex). The transcript has a single exon.
AUGGGGAUAACUAUUCUUCCUCCCUCGGACUCAGACGACGACUUCGGCUCCGGGUCUCCCGCAUCGCCAUCCCCCUCUCCAAACGAUUCCUCAAGCGACACCUCCAUGCCCGACGCGCCCUCCACCAGCAGCCGACCCAGCAAGCGGCCCAAGCUCUCCUCGUCCCAGCAUCGCAACCGCAUCCUCGUGCCAGGCGAAACCAUCACCAGCGAACCGCAAUGGAUGCGCGGCCACGGCACCUUCAGCCCCUCUGUCCCUUCCACCUCGCACGCAAGCGCCACCAUCACCGCCACCCUGCCGGGCCCGCUGCACACCACCAACAAACUGCUCUCCAUCACGCCGCUCCGCUCGCGCUACCACCCCUCGAUCGGCGAUCUCGUGCUCGGCCGCAUCGUCAGCGUCGACCGAGCGCGCUGGCGCGUCGACAUCUCCGCGCCCCUGCUGGCCCAGCUCCCGCUCUCGUCCAUCAACCUGCCCGGCGGGGUGUUGCGCCGCCGCACCACCGCGGAUGAGCUGCAGAUGCGCACCUACUUCCAGGAGGGCGAUCUGCUGGUUGCCGAGGUGCAAGGGGUGGGCAAUAGUGACGGCGUCGCGACGCUGCACACGCGGAGUUUGAGGUACGGCAAGUUGAGGAAUGGGGUUUUUGUCCGGGCGAUGGGCGAGGGGAGGGGGGGCGGCGUCGUCCGGGGACGGAGCGGGAGCGGGAGCGGGAGUGGGGAGGUGGAUGUCGCGUUGGGGGUUAAUGGGUAUUGCUGGGUCAGUCGUCAUGUGGAUCCGGAGGCGGAUGCGCUGGAGAAGGAAAAAGCAGGGAAGGCGAAGAUGGGUGGGGCAGGUGGCAGGGUUGGCAUGUCCAUCUCGAAUUUGGACGAGCUGGUCUCGAAUGAGAUCUACUCGAGCCAGAAUGAUGAGAUCGACUACAGAACCAGAAAGGAAAUCGCCAGGUUGUGUACCUGUAUCACCCUGCUUGCAGAUGCGGCACUCAAGAUCGAUGAAGACACCGUCAUCAAAGCUUACAGCGCGGCGGUUGAGGCGGAGAUGGAGAUGAUGGUUGAUGAGGAAGAUGAGGAUGCUGUUGCUGCGGCUGCUGCGGCUGGGGUAGACCGGAAGAGCGAACUGAAGAAGAGGAUCGUGCAGGCUGUGGUGGGAGGUGGAUGA